UCAGUGUCAAAAAUGACACUGGCUUUGUUUAAUAACGUCCUGCUAUUUACAUUUUGUCACCAAUUAAUAAAUAUUUGAGCAUCGUAAAUAAAAAGUAGGUGCAUUGUCUCUUCACUUCCGAUCGAUAAUUUAUAAUUUCUGCUGUUGCCGCUUCCUGCAUCGUGUUGCAUCUCAAAAAUCAAAAGAUGGCUCGUUCUCGUCCCGGUAUGUGUAACGCACGCCGGCGCGUCACUGUGGAUCAGCUGCGCGUACUCUUCGAGUCGGUGGAAGAAGACCCAGUCCUGUACAGUUCUGGCCGGGCCGACAUGUCCUUUGCCACCGUUCAAAAAUGGACGAGUCUCUCCGAAGUCCUGAACGACAUGCCUGAAGGCGCUGCUCUUACUGCUAUGAAUUGGAAAAUGGUGCUUCGCUACUGGGGUGAGAAUACAAAGAGGCGUAUGAAGACCGGCAAAACAAAUUAUGUGAAGAGCAAGAGAGCUGCCUUCCUCUCUCACGGCGAACUAGAGGUCUUACAAGGCUUGGAGAAGAGGCUGUACGAGUUCAUGAAGCAGGAGGAGGCCAAGGAGGUUAUCAACCUGCACGAUCGUGUCUUCAACAUGGAUGCUUACGAGAUUCGUCCGAGAAGGAGCGCUCGCAUCUCCAACCGUUCCGUUGUCACUGACGAGGAUCUCGACUCCGGCAUGGCGAUGCAAAUACAUUAUGACACCGCUGUAACUCUUCACGAGAGGCAGCUUGAUUUCAUAGCCAAUGAGGAUAAUGAGGACUUAGCUUCAGCUCCUCAGCAGCAGAUCUUGGCCCGUCAGCUGGAUCGUCUGCAGAACGUGUCCCGUGAGCUGGAGGACCACAUCGCUACCGUGCAGAACCGGAUCCAUCUCAUCAAGGACAUGUGGAUGCACAACUGUGAUCAGAGGCACUAAGUCGGAUGGGUGGCAUGUAACGGAGUGAUCAGGGUUGUAUAGGAAAGAACGAAAAGUGAUAUAGGCUACACAUUGAAUGAAUGGCAUGGAAUGCUUCACUAAGGAAUGAAUGAGGUGGAAAGAUUUUCACAGGGGCGAUUGCCAAAUUUACUCGUAAUGUAAUAAAAUUUACAAUAUUUUUGAAUGUCGUGUCGUAGUAGAAAGUCUUACAGUAAUUGAAUAUGUCUAAGACGAUUAGAUCGUAAGUUUUUUAAAUCGAUUUUGUAUUAAACUUUUAUUUAAACGAAAAAGGCAAAGGCAAAGAGCCGUCUGCCUUCCGCUUUCUUUUUUAUAAACUCAUACAAAGAUAUUAAGUAUCUUUCCAACCUUUUCGGCCAGACUAUACGAAAAUUCUGUGAUAUUAUUUUUAUUAUUUUUGAAAUAUGUUUUUUAUGAUUAAUUUAUACACGAUCAUACCUAAAUAUUAGUUGUUAUUGAAAUCAUUAUUUAUAUCUAAGUGUUGGUAGUUUAAGAAGUAAACUUCUUUCAUAUCUACAGACAUUGCAUCGUUGCUAAAGGAUGAAAGGUUUAGAACUUCAGCCACUUACAAAGUGAAGCUAAAUGGGCAAAAAAGUAGCUACCUACAAUUGAAUGAGAACUUCUAUGUUUGUAAACGAUACAGGAGAAAAUCCUAGUGUGGGGCAAUGUUUAAAAAAAGUAAAUAUUAAAAAAUAAGUAAAGUAAUUCGCAUCUGUUGAUAUAAAGGGAGUUUCAUCCGUAUUUGUA
Spodoptera frugiperda (fall armyworm) is the source of this 1682-nucleotide messenger RNA. RefSeq lists its product as uncharacterized. NCBI's taxonomy places the organism in Eukaryota, Metazoa, Arthropoda, Insecta, Lepidoptera, Noctuidae. The transcript is spliced from 5 exons. The record is from RefSeq and is a predicted model, not a curated record. Bases 186 to 917 code for a protein of 243 amino acids.